AUGACUGGUUGCAGGAGGAGGGGCCAGUCUCUAGCUCCAGGACUCAGGACCGCCGGGUGGGCCUGUGACAGUGGCAGCAUGCUUGGUUGUGGGAGGAAAGAAAAAUUGAAGGUGACCAUUCCCAAGGGACAUUUGGUGGCUAUAGUAGGAGGACAAGCUGAGCUUAUCUGCCAGUUGUUCCCACAACAGAGUGCAGAGCAUAUGGAGGUGCGCUGGUUCAAAGGGGACCAUUCCAAACCUAUUCAUCUAUAUAGAGGUGUUCAUGAAGUGAAUGAAGAAACUGCCCCAGAAUAUGCAGAUCGCACAGAGUUUGUAAAAGAGGUCAUUCGAGAGGGCAAAGUGACCCUCAGAAUCUACAAUAUCAGCAUUUCUGAUGAAGGAUCAUACCACUGUUCAUUUAAAGAUAAUGGCUUCAGUGAUGUGGCCAGCAUGAAUCUCAGUGUGGCAGCACUCGGCUUGGAGACCCAGAUUCUUGUUCAGGCCCCUAGCACUGAUGGGCUCACAGUGGGGUGUAACUCACGAGGGUGGUUUCCACAGCCCCAAAUGGAAUGGAGAGACAGCAGGGGAGAGGUAGUUCCAUAUUCAUCAAAAUUGUCCACACAGGAUGGAGCCAGAUUAUUCCACGUGGAGAUGACUCUUCUCCUCAGAAAAUAUUCACAGAGCAAUAUUACUUGCUACAUUUGCAACCCUCUAACAGGUGAAGGGAAACAAAUAAGUAUCAUCCUAGCAGAUGACCUGUUUACUUCACACCACAUUUGGAUGACGUCUUUGAUUUCAAUUCUGUGUAUAAUGUUUCUGUUGCCUGUUGGGUACACUUGCUUUCUGAGUUUCACAAUUAAAGAGCGUACAUCUCGAUGUCGUGUGUUGAAGUCAAGUGCUGCUCAGCUCCUGUGUUACAUGUUCUGUUGUGGAGUAGUCCUUGCUGUAUAUGUGCCAUUCCGGAGCAGAGGAGCAAGUGUGAAGAGACCACGAUACAGACCAACUCAGCCAUUGCAAGAGCUGUCUGAGGCCAAAACAAAUUACUCCCGAUUGUCAAGGAUUUUCAAGUUUGAUGACUUCUAUUUGCGGUCAGCAAUUUCUUUCAAAUGA
Messenger RNA from Galeopterus variegatus (Sunda flying lemur), 1089 nucleotides. RefSeq names its product putative selection and upkeep of intraepithelial T-cells protein 1 homolog. Gene Ontology annotation, cellular component: external side of plasma membrane. Gene Ontology annotation, molecular function: signaling receptor binding. Bases 1 to 1089 code for a protein of 362 amino acids. NCBI's taxonomy places the organism in Eukaryota, Metazoa, Chordata, Mammalia, Dermoptera, Cynocephalidae. The record is from RefSeq and is a predicted model, not a curated record. The transcript has 6 exons. Gene Ontology annotation, biological process: regulation of cytokine production; T cell receptor signaling pathway.